Volvox carteri f. nagariensis is the source of this 342-nucleotide messenger RNA. RefSeq lists its product as uncharacterized. Gene Ontology annotation, biological process: sodium ion transport; regulation of pH; proton transmembrane transport. The record is from RefSeq and is a predicted model, not a curated record. Gene Ontology annotation, cellular component: endosome; membrane. The annotation marks the transcript as partial. The transcript is spliced from 4 exons. Gene Ontology annotation, molecular function: sodium:proton antiporter activity. NCBI's taxonomy places the organism in Eukaryota, Viridiplantae, Chlorophyta, Chlorophyceae, Chlamydomonadales, Volvocaceae.
AUCUUCUUCUACGUCUUGCUACCCAUCAUCAUGUUUGAUGCGGGGUACAGCUUGGACACCAGAAUGUUUAUCAAGAACAUUGGCAGCUUGAGUUUAUAUGCCUUCGUCGGUACGACAAUCUCCUGUUUCGUGGUGGGCCUUAUGAUGUGGGGUUUCGGUCAGUGGGGCUGGUGCUACCCAAUGCCGCUACUGGCCAACCUGACAUUCGGAGCGCUCAUCAGCGCCACAGACCCGGUUACGGUUCUUGCCGUGUUUCAGCGGCUCAACGCCGAGCCCGAACUGUACAUGAACGUGUUCGGGGAGAGCGUGCUGAAUGACGCGGUGGGUAUGGUGCUGUACAAC